Schistocerca nitens (vagrant locust) is the source of this 6798-nucleotide messenger RNA. Its product is annotated as 4-pyridoxate dehydrogenase-like. Lineage: Eukaryota; Metazoa; Arthropoda; Insecta; Orthoptera; Acrididae. The transcript has 8 exons. Bases 1 to 1848 code for a protein of 615 amino acids. The record is from RefSeq and is a predicted model, not a curated record. Gene Ontology annotation, molecular function: flavin adenine dinucleotide binding; oxidoreductase activity, acting on CH-OH group of donors.
AUGCGCGGGGCCGUGCUGGGCCGGCUGGCCGCCGUGCUGCUGCUGCUGCUGCUGUCCGGGGGCGGCGGGGCGGAGAGCCAGUCGCUGGCGGGGGCGGCGGCGCGGCUGCUGCGCGAGGCCCGCGAGUUCGCGGAGGCGCAGCCGGCGGACGCGGAGCCGGGCGCCGAGUACGACUUCGUGGUGGUGGGGGCGGGCUCUGCGGGGGCGGCGCUGGCGGCGCGGCUGUCGGAGCGGCCGGGCAGCAGCGUGCUGGUGCUGGAGGCGGGCGGCGACGAGGCGCUGGUGCCGGGCGGCGUCCCCCUGCUGGCGCCGCUGCUGCAGCUCGGCCCGCAGGUGUGGCGAUACCGCAGCCACCCCGACGCCGCCGCCUGCCUCGGCUACGUGGGCCAGCGGUGCAACCUGCCCAGGGGCAAGGUGCUGGGCGGCUCCAGCAGCGUCAACUACAUGAUCCACACGCGCGGCAACCGGCGCGACUACGACGGCUGGGCCGCGCUGGGGAACCCCGGCUGGAGCUACGACGACCUCCUGCCCUACUUCCGCAAGCUGGAGAACGUCUCCGCCGUUCCAGACCUGGCGGCGGACGUCGAGUUCCGAGGCACGUCGGGCCCCGUCUCCGUGGAGCGGCCGUCCUUCCGCACGCCGCUGGCCACGGCGUGGGUGUCGGCCGCUCAGGAGCAGCUGCGGCUGCCGCUGGCCGACUACAACGCCGAGGACCAGGCCGCCGUCAGCUUCCUGCAGGGCACCACCCGCGACGGCACGAGGUGCAGCACGUCCAGAGCCUACCUGCUGCCGGCCAGGCACCGCCCCAACCUGCACGUGAGCAAGCGCUCUCUCGUCACCAAGGUCGUCAUCGACGGGACGACCCUGAGAGCAACCGGGGUGGAGUUCGAGCGCCAGGGCCGGCGGCGCAGUGUGCGCGCCCGCCGCGAGGUGGUGGUGUCUGCGGGCGCCGUCAACACGCCGCAGCUGCUGAUGGUGAGCGGCGUGGGGCCGCGGCAGCACCUCGAGGCGCACGGCGUGCCCGUGCUGCGAGACCUGCCCGUCGGACUCAACCUGCAGGACCACGUGACGCUGGGCGGGCUGACGUUCCUGGUGAACGCGACGGGCGACCUGCAGGACCGGCAGCUGCUGGCCGACGCCUCGGCCUACCUGUCCUUCCUGCGCCGCCACGGCGGGCCCUUCUCCACGCUGGGCGGCACCGAGGCGGCCGCCUUCUACGACGCCGACGGCGACGGCUACCCGGACGUCGAGCUGCUGUUCGCCUCCGUCACCCAAAUGAACGCGGCGCUCAUCAGGAUCGCCUCGGGGCUGAGGGACGACGUGUACGACGCGGUGUUCCGGCCGUACGAGGGCCACCACGCCUUCACCGUCGUGCCGUUCCCCCUGCGGCCUCACAGCCGCGGCAGGGUGCGCCUCGCCUCGUCCGAUCCACACCAGCAGCCGGUGCUGGAGAUGGGCUACUUCAGCGACCCGCGCGACCUGGAGCUGGUGGUGGCGGGCAUCCGGGCGGCGGAGCGCGUGGCCGGGGGCGGCGCGCUGCGGCGGCUGGGGGCGCGCACCCUGCCGCUGGCGGUGCCCGCGUGCGCGCGCCUUCCCGCCGGCUCGGACGCGCACUGGCGCUGCGCCGCGCGCCACCUCUCCUUCACCAUCUACCACCAGUGCUGCACGGCGGCCAUGGGGCCGCGAGGCGUCCUGGACGAGCGGCUGCGCGUGCGCGGCGUCGCGGCGCUGCGCGUCGUCGACGCCUCCGCCAUGCCGCUCCUCCCCUCCGGCCACACCAACGUGCCGGUCAUCGCCCUGGCCGAGCGCGCCGCCGACCUCAUCGCGGAGGACCACCGGUGGGCCUAGCCGGCAGCCGGCAGCAGAUCUGGGGCCGCUUCACCGUCCACUGUGCGACUCCUUCAGACAUUUCCUUCGUCUCCUUCACUGUUUCAACCGACACCGACGACGUAUCGUCUGGGACAAUCGCACACAUACCAAUAACGCCAGCUGCCACACACCGUCACACGAAGAUGACACGACGAUCUCUAUUACUUAGUGUAUUACAAAAUACAGUAUACUGGCAGACUAGAACUCUGUCCCGCACGGAGACUCGUACUCGGGACCUUCGCCUCUCGCGGCAAGUGCUCUACCGAUUGAGCUACCGCAGCACGACUUACGAUUAGCGCUCACUCCGCUGCAGAGUGGACAUUUCAAUCUGGAAACAUCGCCUCGGCUGUGGCUAGGCCGUGUAUCCGCAGAGGCAUUUCUUCCGGGACUGCUAGUCGUGCAAAUUUCGCAGGAGAGCUUCUCUACAAUGUCGAAGGUAGGAGACGAGGUACUAGCGUAUGUAAAGCUGUGAGGAUAGAUCGUGAGUCGUGCUCGGGUGGCUCCGUAGGCAGAGCACUUGCUCGCGAAAGGCGAACGUCCCGAGUUCGAGUCUCGGUCCAGCAUACAGUUUUAAUCUAACAGUAAGUUUCAUAUGUGUACACAAUGUGUUUCAGAGAGAAAAUUUCAUUCUGGAAACGUUCCUCAGGCUGUGGCUAAGCCACGUCUUCGCAAUAUCCUUUCUUCCAGAAGUGCUAAUCUUCCAAGUUUCGCAGGAGAGCUUCCGUGAAGUUUGAAUUUUGGAAAGUAGGAGAUGGGGUACUGGCAGAAGUAAAGCUGUGAAGAGGGAACAUGCGUCGUGCUCGGGUGGCUCCGUAGGUAGAGCGCUUUUCCCAGGAAAGGGAAAGGUUCCGAGUUCGAGUCUCGGUCCGGCAGACGGUUUUAAUCUGUCAGGAAGUUUCAUAUCAGCACACAUUCCGCUGCAGACUCUAGGUUUCAUUCUAGAUACACUUUAUGAGGUGUGUGAGAAAAGUAAUGACACCGAUAACUGAUCUGAAGACAUCGUGUAACUGUUGUUCGAGCAAUACUGAGCAUAUUCAGCACAGUUGUCAAUCGUGUGACUAUUGCCAAACAUGUUUCGGGAUAACAUUAUCCCAUUUUCAAAAGUUUAAAAAAAUUAUAUGCCAUUAAGCCUCGUCACAACAGUUGCAAACUGUACCUCCCGAACGAUGGAUGCACCGGCCUGUGAUAUUUUAUGUUUUAUGGUUUGAGAUGACAGAGCACGUGUACAGCUUCUUUCUAAGCUGUGACGACGCCUAAUGAUAUUAAAAAAAUUUAAGGACUUGAAAAUCGGAUAAUACUGUUCCGAAACAUGUUUGGCAAUAGACACACUAUUGACAACUGGGCUGAACACUCUGAAUAUUGCAGUACUGACACUCACUUUUUGACUUCCCGACUUUUUUCUUUCAAACAACGAUCUUGUCCACUUCAAAGUAGUGCAGCUAUGCACCGGCGGGGUCGACGCACCCAGUCUUGGCGAGAUGAGCUCCCAUACUCCUUGAUAGAGCGUAGGGGACGAUGCGGGAGACCCACUCCGCCAUACUAGGCAAGGUCCUAGCGGAGGUGGUUUGCCAUUGCCUUCCUCCGACCGCAGUGGGGUUGAAUGACGAUGCUGAAGACGACGCAACAACACCCAGUCAUCUCGUGGCAGGAAAAGUCCCUGACCCCGCCGGCAAUCGAACCCGGGACCCCAUGCGCGGAAAGCGACAACGCUACCGCAAGACCACGAGCUGCGGACCCAGUCUUGUUAGCAAAGGCUUCAACUGUUAGAACCUUCAACAUGAGAGAUUUUUCAAUUUCGGGGCUAGAAAAGAGUAACGGACACAGAUAAAGUGAAUAGAAGGGCUGCCAAACAACAGUAAUGUCUUUUGAGGUCAAAAAUUCCGUCAUAGGAGUGGUCGUGUGAUAUGGAGCGUUCUCAUGAUGCAGCGUCCACUUGUCUGCAGUGUCCAGUCUCACUUCAUUUUCUCGAGCCUUUCAGGGACAUCUUUGUAAAACACUUCGUUGAGAGUUUGCCCUGGAGCAACAAGUUCUUCAUGCACGACACCCCUUCCCUCAAAAAUCAGCAUCAACCAAACUUUUUUCGGUCGAGGAGAUGUCUCAGUGUGGCUGUCCCCACUCUGGCGCUUUGUCUCGGGAUCGGUGUAGCCGCGCGGUCUUAGGCGCCUUGUCACGGUCAGUGCGGCUCCCGCCGUGGGAGGUUCGAAUCCUCCCUCGGGCAUGGGGAUGUGUGUAGGCUUAGGGACCGACGACCUCGGGAGUUCGGUCUCUUAAGUCCUUACCACAAAUAUCCAAAAAUCAGGGAUUCAUUUCCUGUCAUCACAUUCGUGAUCAUUGGCAACCCUCUCAAGACUGUACUCGUGCUCAGUUGUGAGGUUUGUCGGCACCAUUUUGACACAAUCCUUUUCCAUGUGCAAAUCAUCGGUCAGUUUUGACGUACGGUGAAAGCGUAACUUUAACAGGUCACCCAUCAUCCUUAUUGUUAAACAUCGGUGUGAUCUCAAAACAGGAAGCACACGCUCAACGUUUUCGUUGGUUUUUGAAGCUGAAGGUCUCGCUGAGCGAGGAUCAUCUUCAGUGUGUUCUCGGCCUUCCAAACAGGAUUUGUGCCAGCGAAAAAGUUGUGGUUUUGCGAAAAAUGUCCUCCCACAGACCUGUUUCAACUUUUCAAAGGUCACUCUCGUGGGUUUCCCAAGUAUACAUCAUGGCACGGUCUAAAUUCCGCUUCUCCAUUUUAAUAACACACAACAAAAACGUGACUUCAUUGAUGGCGCUCUCAAAAAUAACGUGAUGGCCGUAAGGAGCUGAAACUCGGACUGCGGGAUGAACAGAGCGGUCUGCGCAAGCAGAACAACACAGAGCUGCCAGAGCGGUCUCAGUGCUGUCUGCCUCAUUACCUUUCUCACACACCUCAUAUGGUGAUAAGUAUCGGGACACCUAUUAGUGGACAUUAAUACCGGGUCUCUCCACACCUCACCUUUAUGACAGCUUGAACUCUGUCGGGUGUCUGGCUGCCUGUGCAGCAACGGCAACCCACUCUUCCUCAAGCGCCGGAACUGGAGAAGGUAGUGAUGUUGGACGCUAAGGUCUGCAACGAAGUGGACAUUCUGACUGAUCGCAAAGCUGUUCCAUUGGGUUCAAUUUGGGACUCUGGGUAGGCCAGUCUGUUCUAGGAAUGUUACUGUUCACAAGCGAGUGCCUGAAAGACGCUGCUUUGCGACAGAACGCACUGUCAUACCGAUACAACCGUCGUGUCCGAGCUGUUCCUCCACUGUACGCAGUACCUAAUGCUGGUGUAAAAUGUAUUAAUGUAGUCCUGCAUUUACCACGUCAUUAAGCGCAGUAACGGGACCACACCCUAACCACGAAAAACACGCCCCAAACCUCAACACCACCUCCUCCGUACUUCACGGUUGGCGCUACACAUUAUGACAGAUGACGUUCUCCAGGCGUUCGCCAGGCCCAUAUCAUACCAUCAGAUUGUCACAGGGUACAGCGUGAUUCACAACUCCAGCCAUUCGCUGUCCAGUGUCGCCGCUCUUUGCAUCAUCCCAAGUGCCGCCUAGAAAUGCUCCCCACGCACAGUCAGUGUCUUAGCUGAAGUACUGGCAGCACUUUCAAUCUCACAAAUGGCACCUUCCGCUGAUUUCAAGUGACUUUUUUUACAACCGCCCUCCGCAUGAUCGACGGCCUGUGUGCGCCAGUACAUGAGGCCUACCUGGCCUUGGUUUCGCUUUGGUCGUCCCUUUGCGCUUCCACUUCACAGCCACAUCAACAGCAGAUUUGUGCAGCUUUAGAAGGGUUGAAAUCUCACUAAUGGAUUUGUUACUCAGCAGCCAUCGAAUGACUAGUCCACGUUCGAAGUCAGCGGGCUACUCUUACCGAACCAGUCUGCUGCUAUUGCUUCCGUUUUAUAUUGACGUGUUCGGCUCUCGCGACAUCUAGUGGUCAACUCCGCGUUACAUGGGAGUGUCCGGAUGCUCUUGAUAAAACUGUGUUGCAACAUUUGUGAUCUGGUACUGUACGCCGACAGACAUGCUGCGGGUCACAUUUUGGAUGUUUUGGCAAGUUACUGAUAGCAACGGUUUUGUGGUAGUUAAGACUGUCUUAUGUUUAGGAAUCAACUACAGUGGAAGUAUGAACAGAAGAGGAUUGUUGCUCAAUCGAAACCGUUUAUCUAGUUGCUAUUCGGCUCUACUGCGACGAGGACUUUACAUUUUUUUAACUGAUACCGCUACAUUUAUGUGGAGCAUAUCUUUUCCAAGAAAGAAAUGGUCUUUUACUGCCUAACAUUUCAUUUUAAAACUCUGAGAACAAUAAAUUGCACGAACGCAGCAUCAGUCACAUCAUAUGUCAACAUAACUGCAGUGAAACUGCACAUUUCGUGCUCUAGCUCAUGUUCACGUUAUGCGGGUACAUCUCAUGUUAAGACAAAUCCGAACGAUAACACCCGAAAGUACCACUCGUUUUCCAUUGGACUCUCAUUCGGAAGGAAGGCAAUUCAAAAGCGCGUCCGGCCAUUCUGAUUUAGGUUUUCCGUCAUUUCCCUUAAUCGCUUCAGCCAUCGCCAAGAUGGUUUCUUUGAAAGGGCACGACCGACUUCUUUCCCAACCAUCGCUAAUCCGAGCUUGCGCUCCGUCUGUAAUGACCUCAUUGUCAACGGCACGUUAAAUACUGUCCUCCUCCUCGUUUGCCACGUGACACACUGCACUUUCUCCGAGACUCGCGUUAGCAAAAUUAACAGCAAAAUAUAUUAUUUAAAAUAAGUUCAAUUAUACGUUUUUAUAGCGAAAUUAUGAGACAUAUUUACUUGAUAAUAAUAAUCCUUCCUUAUCCUCUUCAUCCGUAACACAUUUAAGUCACCACACUCAAUAUUUUUACAUACUUGUCAGUUUAAAUAAUGUAUUUUGAAGCACUUGCGAAACACACAUG